Molecule: messenger RNA, 1636 nt
Organism: Electrophorus electricus (electric eel)
Lineage: Eukaryota; Metazoa; Chordata; Actinopteri; Gymnotiformes; Gymnotidae
Gene: nenf
Product: neudesin neurotrophic factor
Cellular component (GO): endoplasmic reticulum; endomembrane system; membrane
Source: RefSeq, a predicted model, not a curated record
GUGGCAGGGGGAAGUUGACUUAGCUUAAUAAGAAGCUAUCACAAUACUUAGCGUUAAACUAAACAAAAAGUGUAUUUUUGAAUUUUUGGCCGCAUUUUAGUAUUAAAGUAAUUGUCACUUGAAGUUAGCUUGGCAGAUUUAACUGGAGUCACGCUAGUUUACGCGGAGACAACAUUUGACUGCUUAGCUCAGCAAGCCAGCAAGACAUAAAAUGCUUUUUCCACGAUGUAUUACAGUUUUUUCUUUGAUAUUAAUUUGUGCGGCAGAUGAAGCUACACUAAAAUUUAAACGCGAUUCGAAACCUGCGAGAAUGUUCACCGACGAAGAGCUAAGAAGUUACGAUGGAAGUGAGGACGGGCAGCCAAUUUACAUGGCCAUAAAGGGAAUCGUGUUUGAUGUGACGUCUGGAAAAAGAUUUUAUGGGAAGGAUGCACCUUAUAAUGCCCUUGUGGGCAAGGACUCAACAAGGGCUGUGGCCAAAAUGUCCCUUGAUCCUGAAGAUCUGACACAUGAUACAACAGGUCUCACUGAGAAGGAGCUGGAGUCCCUAGAGAGUGUAUUUACUGGAACAUACAAAUCUAAGUACCCCAUUGUGGGCUACACCAGUAGACGAACUCUCAGUGAAGAUGGCAGUCCCAGUGAGGGCUUCAAACCAGAGGACCAGCCCCAUUUUAGCAUCAGAGAUGAGCUUUGAUGUGAUAAACAAGAUCAUUUAGCUCUAUACACUAGCUGUGGUAAAAUAUCUCAAAUUGAUUAAUCCUCUCUGAGGUAACUCUGAGAUAGGUCUCAGGCAGUGAGACGGUAUGCUUACCUAAAUGAUUUUCUGUGUCUCUCAACACUAAGUUUCUGAGGUUGGUGAAGCUGUGUCUACACUUGAGCAACUACUGCUUAUGCUCAGUUUAUUCAAGUUUUAAAAGCUUUUCAUCUUGAAUUGUACAAUUCAGAUUAGAAAUGGUGAUUGUUUUAACCUAUAAACAAAUCCAGUUUUAUUUCUUUACAUCGACUAUUACCAGAUAGUAACACAAGCUACAGAUGUGUAACUGGGUUUCUGGGGUUUCUAAUAGCUAAUUCAAAAAUAGGCUAUGAAUUUAAUCAUAUUUAUGUAGGGUUUUCAGACAGCCUUGUUAAUGGGAGUUUUUACAACCAUUAUUGAUAUGCUGUAGUAAGGUAUUUGAUGGUACUAUCUUUAUAUACAAAUUUUUUUUUUGUGAGGUAAUAUUACAUGGAUAUGAUAUGAAAUGCAGUCCUAAAGGUAAAACAGUUUAUUUGUCCAGUUAUACCUAUGAUUCUGUAAGGGUUGAUUUUGAUGUAUAAUUUACUGCUGCUUGACUUCCCUUGAUCUUUAAUCUGAACCUCUCACACUAACAUUCAGACACAGUUAAAGGUUUAGAUUAACAUGCAGAAUUACAGUUAUAAUAUUUACACCAUUGCAGUGAGGUGUUCUGACGUUUCUAUAGUUGCGUGUCGGUUUUUUUGCACGCUGCAGUGUACUGUCUGGUGGUAUCACAUGCUGGUGGUCUGGCUGCCCACAGACUAGUAAAGUAAUGAUGCACAUGGUAAGUGGGUCGGUGGGUCUUCUCGACGGGUUUUUCCCUGUAGGCUGUGCUGAAGGUCAAUCAAAACAGGCCACCCACCU